Messenger RNA from Gossypium raimondii (Peruvian cotton), 645 nucleotides. Its product is annotated as NADH dehydrogenase [ubiquinone] 1 alpha subcomplex subunit 6. The coding region runs from base 85 to 483 and encodes 132 amino acids. Gene Ontology annotation, biological process: response to oxidative stress. The transcript is spliced from 2 exons. Lineage: Eukaryota; Viridiplantae; Streptophyta; Magnoliopsida; Malvales; Malvaceae. The record is from RefSeq and is a predicted model, not a curated record.
AGUUCAUUUCCUCCCAAAUUAUCCCUCUCACCUCCUGACUCAAGAGUCACUGAACGAGUCGAGUUCGAACUCAGAUUACCCAAAAUGGCAUUCUCAUUGAGGAGUGUGAAAGUACCGCCCAACUCAGCGAGUUUGGAAGAAGCAAGGAGCCGGGUCUUCGAUUUCUUCAGAAAAGCUUGUCGAUCAAUCCCCACUAUUAUGGAUAUCUAUAACCUAGACGACGUCGUCACCAAAUCCGAGCUCCGUUCUUCCAUCUCCUCCGAGAUCCGUAAGAACUCUCAUGUUACUAACCCUAAGGUAAUUGAUUUGCUGCUGUUUAAGGGUAUGGAAGAGCUGAACAACAUUGUUGAACAUGCAAAGCAACGGCACCACAUUAUCGGGCAGUAUGUGCUGGGUCGUCAAGGGCUUGCACAGGAUUUGGACACCAAGGAUGAAGGCACGUCUGAUUUCCUCAAGAAUUUCUAUAAAAGCAACUACUUUUAAACAUUCCGCUUUCAUGGACAGCUUCUAGAGUUUUGCUUUCGAGCUUUUGACUUCCUUCAUAAUAAUGUUCCUAUCCGUGCCUAUUGGUUCGGUAAUUCCAUCGAAUUUAUUUCGUGUUGGUUUUCAUUAUUUUGGUGAAAUGCGUGCGUGAAUUCUGGUGAA